This is a messenger RNA of Meriones unguiculatus (Mongolian gerbil), 6719 nucleotides long. It is a transcript of the gene Tmf1, whose product is annotated as TATA element modulatory factor 1. Bases 141 to 3425 code for a protein of 1094 amino acids. Gene Ontology annotation, cellular component: endoplasmic reticulum; Golgi apparatus. The record is from RefSeq and is a predicted model, not a curated record. The transcript is spliced from 17 exons. NCBI's taxonomy places the organism in Eukaryota, Metazoa, Chordata, Mammalia, Rodentia, Muridae.
GUGGAAGGGCGGCGCAUGCGCGGCGGCACCCGGCUCAGCUGUGAGGGAGGCCGAGAGCUGCCGCGCGGCCGCGGGGAGCGGUGGGCUGGGGCCACCGCUGAGGCCGCCGGAGCCGGCGGGGCCGGCGCUGAGGAGGGGCCAUGAGCUGGUUCAACGCCUCGCAGUUGUCCAGCUUCGCCAAGCAGGCCCUGUCCCAGGCCCAGAAGUCCAUCGACAGGGUCCUGGACAUCCAGGAGGAGGAGCCGAGCGCCUGGGCCGAGGCCAUCCCGUACGGCGAGCCGGGAAUAAGUCCCCCUGUGAGUGGAGGAUGGGAUACUUCAACCUGGGGAUUGAACUCAAGCACUGAACCUCAGAGUCCACCAACAGCCUCCCCUAAAGCAAUUACAAAGCCAGUUCGAAGGACUGUAGUCGACGAAUCUGAAAGUUUCUUCAGUGCCUUCCUCUCACCAUCGGAUGUCCAGACCAUUCAGAAGAGCCCAGUGGUCUCGAAGCCUCCAGCUAAAUCACAGCGGCCAGAAGAAGAAGUGAAAAGUGGUUUACGGGAAUCAUCAUCCCCUGGCCAGUCCAGAGCUUCUGAGACAGAUGAGUCAGAAACGAGAGACUCCGUGUGUGCGUCUGGAGAAACUCCAGCCGUGGGUACCCCUUCACCUGUGCCUGCAGGCAAUCAUGAAGAAGCUGCUAGUAAAGAGUCUGACGUGAAGGUGCCCACUGUGCGAUUGAAAGCAUCUGAAGAUGUAGUUAAUGUAAAUGCAGCAACAGAAGAUGUCUCUACCGCGUCCACUCAGUCCCUCACAGCAGAAACUAAGGACAUGGCUUUGGAACCUAAAGAGCAAAAACAUGAAGACAGACAGAGCAAUACACCUUCUCCUCCUGUUAGCUCCUUCUCAUCGGGCACGUCUACCACCAGCGAUAUUGAAGUUUUAGAUCAUGAGAGUGUAAUAAGUGAGAGCUCGGCUAGUUCAAGGCAAGAGACUUCAGAUGCAAAGUCCAGUCUUCACCUGAUGCAGACUUCAUUUCAGCUUCUCUCUGCAUCUGCUUGUCCUGAGUAUAGCCGCUUAGAUGACUUCCAAAAGCUCAACGAGAGCUGCUGCUCAUCAGAUGCUUUUGAAAGAAUAGACUCCUUUAGUGUGCAGUCUCUAGAUAGCCGGAGUGUAAGCGAAAUCAACUCAGAUGACGAACUGCCAGGCAAGGGCUAUGCUUUAGCACCUACAGUAGUGAAUUCUUCAACCCCAAAGACUAAAGUAGUAGAAUCCACUGAAGAAAAAGAUGAAGAAGAGGAAGGAAACGAGACAUUAAUUGCACCUUCUGAGGAAGCAGAAUUAGAGGAAAGUGGCCGAAGUGCUACUCCUGUUAACUGUGAACAGCCAGAUUCAUUGGCUUCUCCUACACUAGUAAACGAAGGGCAUUGUGUUUCUGGACCCGUGGCUGAGCAGUGUGAGGGUGCUGACAGUCAGCCAGAAACACUGCCGGAGAAAGAAGAUGUUUGCAAGACAGUUGAAUUUCUGAAUGAGAAACUAGAAAAGAGAGAGACCCAGUUACUGUCUCUUAGUAAAGAAAAAGCACUUCUAGAGGAGGCUUAUGAUAACCUGAAGGAUGAAAUGUUCAGAGUAAAAGAAGAGAGUAGUAGCAUUUCUUCCCUGAAAGAUGAAUUUACACAGAGAAUUGCAGAAGCAGAAAAGAAAGUUCAACUAGCCUGCAAAGAGAGAGAUGCUGCUAAGAAGGAAGUGAAAACCAUAAAGGAAGAACUUGCCACUAGAUUAAAUAGUAGUCAGACUGCAGACCUGUUGAAGAAAAAAGAUGAACAGAUUCAAGGCUUAAUGGAAGAAGGAGAAAAACUUUCAAAGCAGCAGCUGCAUAAUUCCAAUAUCAUUAAGAAAUUAAGAGCUAAAGAUAAAGACAAUGAAAACCUUAUUGCAAAGUUGAACAGAAAAGCUAAGGAACUGGAAGAGGAGUUACAACAUCUAAGACAGGUCCUUGAUGGCAAAGAAGAGGUUGAAAAACAGCAUAGAGAAAAUAUUAAAAAACUGAAUUCUGUGGUAGAACGCCAGGAGAAAGAUCUUGGCCGACUUCAAGUAGACAUGGAUGAACUUGAAGAAAAGAGCCGAAGUACUCAGGCUGCCUUAGAUAAUGCAUACAGAGAACUUACUGAACUUCACAAAGCCAAUGCUGCUAAGGACAGUGAGGUACAGGAAGCUGCUCUGAGGCGUGAGAUGAAGGCUAAAGAAGAACUUUCUGGGGCACUGGAGAAGGCCCAGGAAGAAGCCCGUCAGCAGCAAGAGGCGUUAGCACUUCAGGUGGGGGACCUUAGGAUGGCACUGCAGCGGGCAGAGCAAACAGCUGCCAGGAAAGAGGAUUACUUACGCCACGAGAUCAGUGAGCUUCAGCAGAGACUACAAGAAGCAGAGAAUAGAAACCAAGAGCUGAGUCAAAGUGUUUCAUCAACAACAAGACCAUUGCUUCGACAGAUAGAAAACUUACAGGCAACUCUGGGGUCCCAGACGUCAUCCUGGGAGCUGCUGGAGAAGAAUCUUUCUGACAGGCUUGGUGAGUCGCAGACCUUAUUGGCUGCAGCAGUUGAGAGGGAACGUGCAGCUACAGAAGAGCUCCUUGCCAACAAAACCCAGAUGUCUUCAGUGGAGUCACAGAAUGCACUGUUACGGCAGGAAAACAGCAGACUGCAGGCCCAACUAGAGUCAGAGAAAAAUAAUGUAAGAAAACUGGAGGAUGAAAAUAAUCGGUACCAGGUUGAAUUAGGAAACCUAAAAGAUGAGUAUGUAAGAACACUUGAAGAGACAAGGAAAGAAAAGACACUGUUGUGCAGUCAGUUAGAAAUGGAAAAAAUGAAAGUUGAACAAGAAAGGAAGAAAAACAUUUUCACUCAAGAAGCAGUAAAAGAAAAGGACCCCAAGCCGUUUUCUGUUUCUAGUACUCCCUCCAUGUCACGCUCGAGCUCAAUAAGUGCAGUAGAUAUGGCAGGGCUGCAGAUGUCUUUUCUGUCUCAGGAUGAGUCUCAUGACCAUUCAUUUGGGCCAAUGUCUACAUCAGCCAGUGGAAGCAAUAUAUAUGAAGCUGUAAGGAUGGGAGCAGGAUCAAGCAUUAUUGAAAAUCUGCAGUCUCAGCUAAAGCUGAGGGAAGGAGAAAUUAGUCAUUUACAGCUAGAAAUUAGCAACCUAGAAAAAACUCGAUCCAUAAUGUCUGAAGAGCUAGUUAAAUUAACAAAUCAGAAUGAUGAACUUGAGGAGAAAGUGAAAGAGAUACCCAAACUUCGAGUUCAACUGCGAGACUUGGAUCAAAGAUACAACACGAUUCUGCAGAUGUAUGGAGAAAAAGCAGAAGAAGCAGAGGAACUUCGCCUGGAUCUUGAAGAUGUAAAAAAUAUGUAUAAAACUCAAAUAGAUGAACUUCUAAGACAAAGGAUCAGUUAACUUGUGAGAUUUGCCUUCCCAUCAGACUGUGUGUAAACACUUAAUAUAUAAAUGCAGACUUCCAAUAAAUUCUGUUAUAGAAUUAGAAAAUGGAAAUUGCUGUAGAGUGUAAAAAAGUUUUUAAAAAAUUCUUUUAUAGUAUAUAAUAAUAUUUGCAGUUAAAUUAUUUUGUGCAAUAUUUGAAUUUUAUUUUUGAAACUAUUCUUUAAAUUUUUAUUUUUUAAAGAUUUUUUUCUUUCUUUUCUUUUCUUUUUUUUUUGGUGCCUUGAACAGCACAGAGAUUUAUUACUUUAUCCGUGUUAUCAGCACACCUGGGAAGGGAGACUGGAGUUUUCAUAUUGUUGUAGACAUAUAGUUAAUUGUAUUGUAUCUAAUUUAUAUGUGUUUGUACAUAUUGAGAGAUUUAUAGAGUAAUUUACAGAGUAACAUCGAAAUUUUGAAAUCUUUCACACUGAAAACUUCAACAUAUUUCUUGAAAGUAUUUUAAACAUUCAACUAAAAAGGUUAUUAAGCCUGUGACCACUCAAUUAUAAGCUAAGGAUUUCCUUUAAAAGCAGAAGUUACAGUGACAUGACUAAAAGUUAAAGAGUAAUUUACGCUUAAACAUAUUUCUGUUUUGAAAAUUUAUUCCAUGUAUCUUCCACAAAAAAGUUUGAACAAAUGUGGAUACUAACUACCUAUCCAAAGAAAGCUAUAAAUACUCAAUAUUAGCUAAGUGUAAUUGGAUAGUGGGAAAUCUUGCUAGCAGCCAAUUAUGAUAGAUAGCAUCAGUAGCAGGCAAUUUUGAAGUAUUUUACUACACUGUAAAAUGAAUCUAACAUAAUAAAAUCAUUAACAAAAUUUACUUUUAAAAUUAGUCAAUUUCCUCUUUUAAAACUACUUGUUUAAUUUCUUACAAUUAUUUUUUGGGACACUAAAAUGAAUGUUUUAAAAACAGUCGUCAUAGCAAAACAGAAAAGUAAUACAUAUACGUUUAAAUUGGGGAUUUUAUAAUUUUAUGUAGUUGAACAUUUUCUUUUUUGAAGCUUCAACAAGCAAAAAUAAAAAUAGCGAAAAAGUGGUGUAGACUAGUUUAAGAAUAUAGUUAUGCCCUCUUCCAAAUGUUACUUUUUUAAAAAAAGUUAAUCUGGUUGUGUUUUAGACGUGUAAAAUAUUUUGAUAGAUUUUUAUUACUUAAAAUUAUUUAAUUGCCUUUAUCCUAGUCCCUCUUUAUCUGUCUUUUGCUUUUUGUGGUUUUAACUGAGGGUAACAAUAAUCCAAAAACACAUGGAAAUUCCAGAAAUAGAGCUUAUAAAUGUUAAGGUCUAUGUUCAGAGUAGCCUGCUGGAAUCUCUCUGUGACUCAGUUUGUCCAGUGCAUUCACACCCCUUGUCAGUCACUGAGCCAUCUCAGCCUUUGAGUAUACUGUCCCUAGUGUGGAAAUGCUUGUCUUCAGGUAAUCCCUUUGCUCUGUAAUGGCCCAAAGGGAAGAAGCUGAAGGCUACAGUGCUUGCUUUAAUGGAAAGAUGAGCAUCACCACUGGCUGUCUAGCUGGAGGCUGGCAGCUUCCGUUGUUUCAGGCACUCACUGAGGGUCUUAGAGCUGUCCUCCCCUUAGUGAGAAGGUGGGAUUUCGAGGACAAGCUGUAAGUUUCAGUCACGUUUUCACCGCACUUGAGAACACAGCUCUGAGUACCUGUCUCGCAGAGUGGAGACCUUUUGGGGUGAUUCAAGUGACCUUGUUUUUGUUCUUUGUGUUCCACACAGUGUUUCUGUUGUCAGAGCUCCGAUUAGCAGCGUGAAUAAAUGUCAUUUUGGUGAAAGUCACAGUCAUGAAAUUAAGUUUCUAUAUUUUAGUGGUAGAAAGCACUCAUAAUUUUUGCUAGGUUUAAAAAUUUUAAUAUUCAGGGCAGGAUGACAAGUCUGAUAGCAAUAAAAAUGUAGAGUUAGAAGAGACAGGAAACUUCAAAAUUUCAAAAUUCUUGGCAAGUGUUUGAAACUGGUAGUUUGGGAAGUGUAAAAUACUUUAAACAGAUAGUUUAGAAAUGUGGCAGAGAAAAGAUUUUGAAAUUAAAAUUUCCUGUGUUCUAAAUGGUACAUCAGCAGUAAAUAUUUUUCUUAUCAACAUUAAUAAAGUCAGCACACUUAAAAUCUUCCUUAUUUUAUAAAUCUUAUAAAUCUUAUUUAUUUGGAAAAUGACAUGCAACCAUUUACAUUUAUAACAUGAUUAAUAGCUGGUGUUCACACUGCUUUUAUGUUGACUCGUAUAGACUUAGACCUUUCAGUACAUUCAAUACAUUUCAAGUUGAUAAGGGGUACUGUAUAAAUUUCUACUGUAAAGGGGUACUGUAAAUAACCUAGUGUCAGAAUACUCAUUAAACAUUAAAUUUAUUUCCUAUGUAUCAUUGAAAAUUCUUUACCCAAAUGCUAUUAGAAUAUUCUAAUGCAUAGUUUGCAAUUAAAUGCUUCCAUUCUUGAAAACAUAAAAACAAGGAUACUUGGAAUUCAGCAUGAAAGAGGCACAGGCGCUUGUUGGUAUCAGACUCUGGGAGGCUGAGUGGAGAGAGACUGCUGCUGCUGGCCUCUUGAUAGCACCCCAUAGCAUUUAGCAUGCAGAAUGUACCAAAUACAUGGCAUUACAAUUUAUAAUGUUCUAAGUAUGGAUGAUUUCUAACUUAGAGGAAUUUGGGUUUUUGUAGUUAAGUAAAUGUAAAGAAUAUUCAGGAAGUAUUUCCCCAUCCUUCAAUUAUUUCAUUAAUUGAAAGUUUUAUUUGAGUGCUUAUUAAAGAGCACAUGAUUUGGGUCUGGAGAACACUUAGUGAUCUUUCAGUGGGCCUGGAUUCAAUUCCUAGCACCUACAUGGUGGCUCACAACCAUCUGUAACUCCAAUCCCAGGGUUCCUGUACCUUCUUCUAAUGUUCUCAGACACCAGGCACACAGUGGUGCACAGGCACGGUCACAAAAAAAAAACACCCAUACGCAAAGUAAAAAUUACAAGAAACAAAAACACAUGAUUUGCAGUAUUUCUAGGAAAGCCCCCAAAUUAAAGAGGAGCGAGUGUGAAUGUCUUAUUUUACUACUGUUUAGUAUUAUAGGCAUGUAUGUUCUAGGGGAUCAUUUUUCAUUUUCAUUACAAAAAAAGCUGAUCUAAGUUGUCUUAUCCUUGGUCAGUUUUAAACUAAAAAAAAAAAAUAGAUAUUUUGUAAAGGGCUAAAAGUAUGAUUUAAACUAUAGAUGGAUAUUAUUUUAAUUCCAAAUGAAAGGUAAUGUGCAUAAGCAUGGAUCUGAUUCAAAUAAAGAUUUGAAAGUCUGCUAA